Messenger RNA from Aethina tumida (small hive beetle), 2619 nucleotides. Its product is annotated as free fatty acid receptor 4-like. Gene Ontology annotation, molecular function: peptide binding; neuropeptide Y receptor activity. The coding region runs from base 355 to 1680 and encodes 441 amino acids. The transcript is spliced from 4 exons. Gene Ontology annotation, biological process: G protein-coupled receptor signaling pathway. Lineage: Eukaryota; Metazoa; Arthropoda; Insecta; Coleoptera; Nitidulidae. The record is from RefSeq and is a predicted model, not a curated record. Gene Ontology annotation, cellular component: neuron projection; membrane.
UACGUUUAUUUCGCUCGUGUAGAUGAGAGAAGCUUCAGCCAGGCGCGGAUCGCGAGUCGCGACCAGUCGUUCAGUUCGGCGGUCCUGCAGCCGCUAUAUUUGUAAUGAUCAGUAGACUGGAAGACGCAGCUCGACGCAGGCCGCAGGAUCGAGUUUGGCGUUCGGUUUUCGGUACGGUGUGCAUGUGCAUUGGGCGUCCGCUCUGGUUUGUUUGCAAACAGUUUCGCACGCCGAAGAUGGAUUGGAGGGACCACGUGUGACAGUGCUGCUACACUCUUUCGUUCGACUUGUUGUCACCAAAUAUGAAUAAUUCCAGCUGUGACAUAAAAUCAGGUGCCCGUUAAUGGAUCAGCAAUGGAAUAUGAUAGCGAUUAUUCAUGGAACUCCUCAUAUGUUUAUGGAUUCGAUAAGGAAAGCGGUUGGGGUGACCGAUAUUUUUUCACCUAUUUUACUGAACUGAACACUCGACCUCCAGCAUUCAUCGCUGUUGAAUUCACGAUAUUUGCGUUGAUAUUUUUAAUAUCCAUCACCGCAAACUUAUCUAUAGUAAUAUGUGUGUCCAGGUUCCCGGACAUGCGAACGGUGACGAAUUGUUUCGUUUUGAAUUUGGCUGCGGCAGAUUUAUUAUUCGCCAUAACGAUACCGACUGUGGCUUACACGAGAAUCGUCGCCGUUUGGAAGCUGGGAAAUAUCGCAUGUAAAAUCAUUCCAUACAUUCAGUUCGUCUCCGGAAUAGUACUACUAUGGACUCUCGCUCUGAUAAGCAUCGACCGCCACCGCUGCAUAGUAAUACCCCCCUAUCGUUCCAAGAUGUCUCCCAAACAAGCUGCCAUUUAUUCUUCCAUAAUCUGGCUGUCGACAGCCGUCAUCUUUAUCCCCGUCUUACUGUGGUUCCGCGAGGUGACCAGCGACAAAGGCGACGCAGUCUGCACGCUGAUCUUCCCCAAAUCCAACAACAUACACUACUCUCUUUGUUUUAUAAUUCCAGUCAUAUUAUUCGCAUGUUUGCUUCCGAUGUCACUGCUAGUCUACCACUACCACAGGAUAUUCCAAAAGAUCCUAUCGACCAAGAACGCAUGGGCCACAUCGUGUGUCAUGUUGAGCGCCGUCGAAAUAAAAAACUGCAACCGUUCCCAAACGAGGAGGCAAAGCGAGCUCAGUCUUUCGGAUAUAUUUGUUCCUUGGACUAGAAAAUUCUCCGCUCAAUAUUCAUCGUCCUCGCCCAGCGGGUCCAACAGCAAUCCAAGACACGGGUCAAUGUCGCAGCACGAAGAGAUGAGACUGAACAAACACAUUAAAGUAGUUAGGGUGCUGUUCCUGAAUGUGAUCGUCGUUUUAGUCAUGUGGCUGCCCAUCACUGUGGUGAUGUUGCUCAUAUACAUCGACGGCAGACGGGCGAACGAAGACAAGAACUUCUUUCUGCGCUCGUAUCAUUUUGUCGCCGCACUGGCCAUUGCGUUUCUCAACACGUUGGUUAAUCCUGUAUUGUACGGUGUCCUUUCGGACAACUUCAGGGCCUGUUUAAUACGCAUUUGGUGUAGAAAGGGCGGAACCAAGAGCGCAGACAUUAUAAAGGAUCCAGUCACCCCGUCUAGCGGGAGACAAAAUGGAAAUGCGAAGUCUGUUAAAAAACAAAGUUUUAUAAACUCAGUGAGUGAGAACCAGAAUGAUGUGCCGUAAAUUAGAUUCGCUUCGACACGGUCGUAAGCGGUCAUAGCAUUUAUAUUGACCUCCUACACAUAAAGCAACAGUCUAUUUUUUACAGUUGGUAAUUUUCAGGCUGGUUGUAUGCCCUUUGUCUCCACCAGGAGUUUCGAGGAUUGCUUGUUUAGUUUUAAUCAGCAUGCAAAUGAAUGUUUUUGUUACAGAAUAUGUGAAUAUGGAAUUAAGGUAUUAUUGGUUUUUAUGUUCGUCAUUAAACGUAAAAUGGCAAAACUACCAUACAUAAUUCUUAAUACAGUUGAAUUAAUUGUCAGUAUUAAAUGAGUUGCGAGGAGGUUAAUAAGUUUGCUAUAACCGCAUACACAACAACAAAUUAUUUACGAUGAAAGAUAACAUUAUUCAAUUAUAUAAUACUCAUUUGAAAAGUCAAUACUAGAUCUAUGUGUUUUGAACAAUGUUGUUUAAUUAAAAGAAAAUUAAACACUUAGAAGAGUAGAGUUAAAAGUUACUGGAGGACUGAUGAUUUUAAGACAUACUUUGUUGUUGUGUAUCAUUAUAGAGUAUUAUGUGACGUCAAUACGGGUGAUAAACUUUAUGGGUGGAAAUGUAAGCUACCUAUAUGUAUGAAAUGUUAAUUUGAUGUAUUAUUAUAACUUUAACAUUCCAAUAGAGUAGAUGAACAUGUAAUUAAUUACUUUACAAUGUAUGAAUGAAGUAUUAAUUGAUGAGGGAUGUCGUAAUUAAAUCAGAGUUUCAGUCUGCUUUGCAAGAGUGACCUAAUUAUUUGUUACUCUUUAUAAAUUUAGGAACAAUUGUAAUUGUGUUUUUUUUUGUCAAUUGGGAUGAAUAUGAUUCAUACUAUUUAUUUCCAUUUUUGCAUAUUAGAUGUACAAGUAUUGUAAUUAAUCUAAUUCGUGACUGUUCCAUUCAAAAUAUAGUCAAUUGUUAGAAUUAAGU